CCAAAUAUUUCCUUGUUAGGGGUGUUGCAAUUACUGAAAAUUCAAAAAGUAGUGGCCUAGUGGGUUUUUUUUCUGCGACGUUUUAUGGGGAAAUCGCUUCCUUCACCAAAUAGAAUUCAAGAUUUUGCCAGAAUAAUCAGCUCCAACAGAAUCCAGCGCCCGACCCAAGUCAAACCCGCAUCCAGAAUUAGGUCAGUUCCAUCCCCUGUGGCCGCAAAGUCUAGGGCGGUGGUCGACGGCGAUUCAUCGGAGCGUCGGCUGAAGCUGAAGAAGAACAUGGAAGAAGCAAGCUCUAACUCCAAUUCCAAUUCCAAUACUUCUUCGUCGAACCAGCGGCGGCUACCUCUUGCUGACGUGGUGGCUGACUGUGUCAAGCGGUGGUUCCACGAUACUCUCAAGGAAGCGAAAGCUGGUGACGCUAACAUGCAGGUCCUUGUUGGUCAGAUGUAUUUUAGUGGCUAUGGUAUAUCCAAAGAUGCACAGAAGGGAAGAGCUUGGAUUACCCGAGCUUCAAAGAGUCGGUCAUCGGCAUGGAAAGUGAGUGAUAAACGCCCAGGCUAUAAUGCCAGUGAUUCUGAUUCUGAUGAUACUGUGGAGGAUACAAAGCAAAAUUGAAGCUCUUUUCAUGGGUUAAACAGGCUGUGGCAUUUGUAUUUUUGUGCUAUGCAUAUGCAAGCCGUCAGUACCUUGCAGUUUGGUAGCAGACAUUCAACUGGACCUGCUGUUCUAAUCUCCAUGAUAUUUUUUUUUCAUUUGAAGUACUCCCAUGUCCAUAGCUCUGACUGGACUGUUAGCAAAUCACAUUAUUUUUCAUUAGUUUUGAUUUUUUCUGUGUCAUGGUGGUUUGAUCUUGUAAUUCUGGCUUAACUGGGAAGAAAACUGAAAAAAAGGUUAUUAUUAGAUCGUCAA
Messenger RNA from Solanum verrucosum, 909 nucleotides. RefSeq lists its product as uncharacterized. The record is from RefSeq and is a predicted model, not a curated record. Bases 85 to 615 code for a protein of 176 amino acids. Gene Ontology annotation, molecular function: protein binding. Lineage: Eukaryota; Viridiplantae; Streptophyta; Magnoliopsida; Solanales; Solanaceae. The transcript has 4 exons.